ACUUUGCAGAUAUUGGGACAGCCUCUCUCUUUAUGGUCAUUAAUUGACCACCUAUCUUUCUUUUCAUUUCCUGUCUCUCUUAGCUUGCUAGCUCCCCUGUUAUCCUUCAAAGGCACAGUUUCUAGCUUCCAAUACAAAAAAGGAAGAAAUGGCUAACCUUAGACUAUGUAACUUAAUGUUCUUCAUCCUUUUCGCUUCAAUUCUUGCAGUAUAUGCUGUACAAGGAGCUAGACUUGAAGUACUACUUCCUAAUUAUCCAAGUGCCUCUCCAGCAGAAAAAGAGUCAGAUUUUCAGGGUAGCAGAGAAGCAGAUUUGAAGAGGAAUUCAAGGCGUCUGAUGAUUGGAUCAACGGCUCCUACUUGCAGUUACAAUGAAUGUAGAGGGUGCAAAUACAAGUGCAGAGCAGAACAAGUCCCAGUGGAAGGAAAUGACCCAAUCAAUAGUCCAUACCACUACAAAUGUGUUUGUCAUAGGUAAACUACUAAUUAGCAACCCAGUUUUAUAUUUGUAAGUUGUUGAACUCAUCAGGUUGUUCAGUGGGAGUUGAGAGUUGUUAGUUUUUCCAAUUGAGAGCCAUGAAUUUUGAGUCUAUUUGAUUAUUAUAAUGUAAUUAUUUUUUUUCUCGAGAAAAAGAAAAUUCAUAUGUAUUAUGUACCUACUUCAUAUGUUGGUUGUAUAUUUAUGUCAGAAGAGUUAUAUAUCCUUGUUUUACCAA
Messenger RNA from Tripterygium wilfordii, 716 nucleotides. RefSeq names its product EPIDERMAL PATTERNING FACTOR-like protein 9. The record is from RefSeq and is a predicted model, not a curated record. Lineage: Eukaryota; Viridiplantae; Streptophyta; Magnoliopsida; Celastrales; Celastraceae. Bases 149 to 478 code for a protein of 109 amino acids. Gene Ontology annotation, biological process: positive regulation of stomatal complex development. The transcript is spliced from 3 exons.